GCCGUACGCGGUACACUACAUCUCGAAGCAACCCUUCUUCUCCUCCCAUAAAUCAGAUCCCUUUUUUUCCUCCUCUUGAAAAUCCUCUCCAAAUGAUGCCUCCAAAUUCAACCCAAUACCCUCAACAAUUCCUCUCCACUGUUCUCUCCCAACGUGGCCCAUCAUCCCUCCCUUACCUCGAAGAUGUUAAAUGGUUAAUCCGUCAACACCUUCUUCAAUUACUCGAAAGUUACCCUUCACUUCAACCUAAAACCGCUACUUUCACACAUAACGAUGGUAGAACAGUAAAUCUAUUACAAGCUGAAGGUACUAUCCCUAUGGUAUAUCAACAAGUUACUUAUAAUAUCCCUGUUAUUAUUUGGUUAAUGGAAUCUUAUCCACGUCAUCCACCUUUGGUUUUUGUUAACCCGACCCGAGAUAUGGUUAUUAAACAUUCCCACCCCUUUGUUAACCCAUCUGGUGUUGUCGGUAUUCCUUAUUUGCAAAAUUGGGUUUACCCAAGUUCGAAUCUUGUUGAAUUAGCUAGGAAUUUGAGUCAUUUUUUUGGUAGGGACCCGCCUUUAUACGCGAAACGACCGUCAAACCCUAACCCUAACCCUAGCCCUAGCACACAUCCACCCCCAAGUACGAGUUUUUCGCUCGGCGGGUCGAUCCGGCCCGCGAUACCUCCACGGGCAUUUCCGCAAUCGCCGUAUGGGAGUGGUGGUGGUGGUGGGACGGGGCGGGUAAUGGAUGAUCCGUCGGAGGUUUAUAAGAGGAACGCGAUAGAUAAGCUAGUUGGGAGUUUACAUAGGGAUAUAAUCGGGUUGAGGGAAGCGCGAGAGACGGAUAUGGAGGGGUUGUUUAAUGCGCAAGGGGUGUUGAAGCAACGCGAAGAGGAACUGAAACACGGGUUAAAGGGAAUGUUGGAUGAGAAAGAAGGGUUGGAGCAGCAAUUACAGAUGGUUUUGAUGAAUAGUGAUGUGUUGGAAGGAUGGUUGAGGGAAAACGAAGGGAAAUUGAAGAAUUUAGGGAAUGUGGAUGUGGAUACGGCGUUUGAGCCGAGUGAUGUUCUUUCUAAGCAGAUGUUGGAUUCUACGGCAUCAGAUCUGGCAUUAGAGGAUGUGAUUUAUUCUUUGGAUAAAGCUAUACAAGGCGGGGCAAUACCGUUUGAUCAGUACUUGAGGAACGUAAGGUUGUUGUCGCGCGAUCAGUUCUUUCAUCGCGCUACAGCGUCGAAGGUUAGGGCUGCUCAGAUGCAAGCUCAAGUUGCUAAUAUGGCUGCUAGAACAUCACCAUAUGCAUUGUGAUAGAGGUUUGAAUUACUUGCAGUCGUGUUUGCUAUAGACUGAAGGUCAUUAUAUUUUCAAGGUUGGUUACUUGUGAAUAAUCUGCCAAUGUGCUAUAUAUGUCCUACCAAUAGAUUUUGACACUACAUUUUGGCUUGGCUGUUUAAUUGGUAUUUAUUGAUUGUAUCAUUUUGUUACUGAAGUAUAAUCAUAUUUAAGGGAUUUUCCC
Lycium ferocissimum is the source of this 1497-nucleotide messenger RNA. Its product is annotated as protein ELC-like. Lineage: Eukaryota; Viridiplantae; Streptophyta; Magnoliopsida; Solanales; Solanaceae. The record is from RefSeq and is a predicted model, not a curated record. Bases 93 to 1289 code for a protein of 398 amino acids. The transcript has a single exon. Gene Ontology annotation, molecular function: ubiquitin binding. Gene Ontology annotation, biological process: protein transport; endosome to lysosome transport; protein modification process. Gene Ontology annotation, cellular component: ESCRT I complex.